AUGAGUGCAAUUCGACGGGGGACGAAGAGCCGAGCGAGGGAUACAGCCCGCUACGCAACGGCUGCUACCACGCGAAGGUCAACACGCUCAAGAAAUGGUAACGGGGACCUCGUCGAGAAAGAGGCCGAAGACAAAGAACAACCUUAUCUACUCACGUCCCUUCCCUUAAAUUUAACUUCCAAGUACGUAAACACGGGCCCGGGCAGAAUGAGCCUCCAGGCUCCCAAGGUCUCCAAGGUCGAAGUCUCUCCCGAGGAGAAGGAGCGUGUCCUGAAGGCCCUGGGCCUUAUCUUGCAAGCUGCUUGCAAUUUGGAUCUGUCUGACCAGGGAGGGCUUCCGAUUUCACUGGACCGCAACCGCGAUAUGAUCUGGGAUUGGCGUUCUGUAGAACUGUCAGCAAAGGAGUACGGCGCCUUUGCGUAUGGUAUGGUCAGCCACGAGAUAGUGAAAGGCCACAUGGACGCUGUGUCGUAUGACUGGACUCCCCUCGACGGCCACAGGGGCAUCCUCAGCGUGCGCCAGAAGUGCGGCUUCCAAAGACUGCUGACGAGGGUCCUGGACGAAGUUAUUAGUGAUGCCAUGAGUAAAAACGAGCUCCUGACGUCACUGACAGAACAUACGGAUUUGGAGACCCAAUGGCGCGUGCCAGUGAUGACAGGUACUGUCGAGGGCAUACGCACGCCGUGCCGCUCCUGGAUCUACUAUCCCAAGGAGAAGAGGGGGAAGCAGAAGAACGGAGUGGAGGGGAACGAGAAGGAGGAUUUCAACUUCGUGCUAGAGGUGGGUAUGGGCGAUAAAACGCCGAUACUGAGAGAGCUAGCAGCCUCGUACAUUAAGAAGGGCACGCUGUGCGUCAUGACAGUCAAAUUUGAGCGCCAUGGUGAGUACGAUUAUGCCUGGUCGUACUCUCUAUACCGUCGCGGCAAGGCGAUCCAUUCCCCAGGACAGGUUACGACUUACGAUAUGGUUUGCGGCCAGCAGGACAUACGGGUCAAGGUGAAUGAGCACGGGAUGGUCGAGUUCCCCGUGGGACUAACGCUGUUUGACUUCGUGCCGUCUAGCGUUUUGAAGAAGCACGGCGUGACUAGUGAUAAAAACAAGAAGGCCGUCAUUGAUCUGAACAUGAGCCUGGGGAGCGUAAACUUGUUGGAAGUAAGACUAGGUGGGCUUUAUACCGGCAGGCCGUAUACUCCGUCCAAACAUUUACAGAUAUGGGAAUGGUUAUUGUGA
Messenger RNA from Hypoxylon trugodes, 1230 nucleotides. RefSeq lists its product as uncharacterized. The transcript has a single exon. The record is from RefSeq and is a predicted model, not a curated record. Lineage: Eukaryota; Fungi; Ascomycota; Sordariomycetes; Xylariales; Hypoxylaceae. Bases 1 to 1230 code for a protein of 409 amino acids.